CCGGGCAAGAGGCAGCGUGUUCUGGCGGCUUGCGUAGUGUUGCCCCCCUCUGCUCAGUGUUGCUAGCCCCGGUGUCAGCAGCUCAGGCCCUUGUUUUUGUGCGGCACUGCGGAGCAGGCGAUGAUGGAUAUUUUACUCGCAUAGCUGAUGGACCCCUCUAAAAUCCAGCUGGAUUCCGAUUUCUCUCAGCAGGAUACACCAUGCCUUAUAGUUGAAGAUUCUCAGCCUGAAAGUGUGGGGGUGGAGGAUGAUUUGGAACAAGCCCGAUUUGGUUUGCUAGCACAGCAUUUACCAAAUCUACAGGCUCAUGCUGAAAGCCCUGUAUUGGAGUUUGUGGCUGACUGUCGGAACAAUAAAGUUUCUGCUGGUGAUAAAGGAGAACCAAACUUAAUUGACCCUUUGAAAGAAAAUCAUCUAGCUGGUUCUAUGGAAUCAUCACCUACAUCAGAAGGUGCUGCUCCUCUAAGUCAAGUGAUUGAACGGAUUUCCUGUCCAAGCAAUAGAAUAAGUGUUUUUAUAUCUGAAGAAAAUACCGAACAAGAUGAUGCAAACUGCUCAACACAGUCCCUCCAAGCGGAAGACUCUGGCACAUCUCAGUUGGCCUUCGGGCUUUUAGAACUGUCUCAGAGCCAGGAUUUAGAAGGACACAGCUUGCUUGAGGAAGAUAAAAAAUUCACACAACCCCAGAUCUCCUCUACUGAACCUAAGGCAGCUGAAUGUAACCAAGCUUUUAAAGAACCUCACUGUGUUGGCACUGAAGCUUUUAGAAGAAAAGAAGAAUCUGUAGAACGUAGUCUGGAUGAAGAGCCCAUACAGUAAUAUAAUGCUAGCAUAUUAAGUUUCUCUGUUUAAUUAUUAUACUGAUUAAUUUAAAUAGUAGUACAUUUCCUUGAUCUUUCUAUAGAUGUUUGUUUAUGUCUAAUAAAACCACUUCAUAUUA
Molecule: messenger RNA, 940 nt
Organism: Bombina bombina (fire-bellied toad)
Lineage: Eukaryota; Metazoa; Chordata; Amphibia; Anura; Bombinatoridae
Product: TP53-binding protein 1
Exons: 7
Coding region: 148-819 (223 amino acids)
Source: RefSeq, a predicted model, not a curated record